CAGGUCAGCUUUCUUGGGUGGAUCAUGCUUGGUCAGCUGCCGACGGUAGAGGGCAGUUACCUCAACCAAAAUACCGGCUGCAUCAGUUCUGGGGAAGUUCAAGGACAAUCUUUCAACGGACACUGCUAUUUUGCUGUGAGGGUGUGGGCUGGUUCACAGAUAGCAGUUACCACACAGAGAUGUAGCGUUUUUGGAGGGGCAAUGCUAUUUUGGACAAACAGGGAGGAACUUCUUUUCUUCCUGUAUGAGGCGAAUUCUUUCAGUGACGGGGAUGGGAUUUGGACGGGGCUGCAUUACAGCACAGGUUCCUGGUCUUGGUAUGACUCCGAAACAACUCUGUCAGACAGUGACUUGCAGUAUCUUAUACCAGGAUUUGACAACUUCCAAAACCUAAGCGGUGACACUAUGGACAAACUUCUUCAGCUACAUUACAGUGACAACCGUUUUAUGUCAGUUCUUGGCAAUUCCAUGGAUGUUACCAAUGAAUAUGUCGGGUGUAGAAUGAGACAAGGUGAGUUGGACUGUAUGAGUGACAACCAAUACAAACAUCGAUGAUGUUUGCACUGGCAACAGGGAUGAAAGGGCUCGUGCAAUGUCAUUUUCUUUUUGCGCACUUCUUGUGAAUGUUCCUAGUCCACAGAAAGAGUAUUUUUAAGCCAGUUGACAGAUAUGGCAAAUGACAUCCAGUUUUCCUAUGUAGUUGUGUCUAAACUGACUUAUUUUCUUUACAUUAACAUUGAGGCUUUUUACCAUUUUUAUCAUUUCUUGAAUGCAUAAAGUUAGCCAAACAUACACCCAUGCCUUCUUGUACUUCACCUUGGACUUUGUCUACGUACGAGCUUACGAGAGCUAUGUAAGUAACAAUAAUUGUGCUGUCUCUACUACUUUUUAAAAAGAGUUUGUGAUGCCAAAGAAAUUUGAGUUUGCACUUUGCAAAGCAUGCUGCGUGUAAAUCUGCGGUUUAUGGUGAACCCUCGAUUUUAUGUUUUGUUGUUGUUUUGAUUCUUUAAUUGCUGUUUAUUUAUUUGUUUUUGACAGAACGGUGACUAGUCACAAUGCUAUUUGAUGCAUGCUGUUUAUAGCUAGUAAUCAGCUGAGUUUUGCUGAGCAAAGCAGUACCUCCCAACACACCUCUUCCCUCCUCUGUCCCUGAAGCAGAGCUGGAAUGUUGAGGAGGAGCAGUUCAGAUUCAUUCGUAUGCUCUUGCUUGGAUUCAUUUUGUCUACAGACCACCGGCGUUGUGGGAUCUUCCCUGGCCAAUGCAAGUUUCUCCACUGGGUCAGUUCGCUGUUACGACCAGCAGAAGGGCAAUUCCCUCCGAAUUAGGGCCGGGGAGGAUUCACCAUUAUACUUUGGAGACUUUGGAGGUACUUGUGUGAGCAAUACUUCCAUGUGCACCAAUGGUUUCACUUUAGCUUUCUGGUUUAACCUUCAAGCGAAACCAAACGGCACUGAGUACUACAUGGACACAGGUGCCAAAGAUGGUGAUUAUGGUCUGGCUGUAUACCAUGCCUCUGGCAACGUGAUGUUUGAGGUGAAAGUCGGUCAGCUCAUGUAUGGCAAAGUUCUGGGAAUUCCAGAGGACAUCCCUGAGAAGCAGUGGACGCACAUCAUCAUGACAUUUGACUCAGGAAGUGUUGAUGUUUAUGUCAACAAGAUUUCGCCAUUUACCCUCAGUACAGCAAGUUUUGGCCGUUUUACACCUCAAGACUCCUCAACUAGCUUUUUAGUUGGCUUAGGUGGAGAUGCAGUGUAUGACGAGAUUGCAUUCUGGGAGAGAGUUUUGGAUGCCACUGAGCGAGACUUGAUCUACAGUGAUGAUGACUUUGCUAACUCCAAUGUGACCGUUAACAUCACAGACUACCCUGAUACCUGGAACCAAACUUUUACUGUGGAUGCCCCUGAUAUGACAACGGUGGUUUUAGAGACCGCUAGUGAAGAAUCAACAACUGAAGAGGAGGGCAUGACUACCAUCAGGGCAGUUGUCCAACAGACUACAUUCAGUGUAACCACACCUGAUAUUCCAUCAACUAAAAUCCCUACAACUAAACCAGAUGUUCCCACGACCACAGCCACUGCAACCACAGAUGUUCCCACGACCACAGCCACUGCAACCACAGAUUUUCCCACGACCACAGCCACUGCAACCACAGAUGUUCCCACGACUACAGCCACUGCAACCACAGAUGUUCCCACGACCACAGCCACUGCGACCACAGAUGUCCCCACAGCAGUGGAAACGGAGACAACAGCUGCAAGUCAAACAUUGAGCAGAACUGGCAAAUUAACUACAGAUAUUGCAACCACCUCAGACAUUUCCACAACCAGUAUCAGUGCAACUACAGAUAUCCCAACAAUAACUGACAGCCACACGACCAAAUCUGCAACAGCUACAAAAGACAGUGGAUCGUCUACUACCCAAAUGGAAACAUCAACCCAAAUAGUGUCCAGCACUGGCAAAACAUCAUCCACAACUAAUAAAGCAACAACUCCUAGAGAACCACACAAUUCACGAACAACUCAGAGGUUAUCCACAACUGACAGCAAGAGCACAACCAGAGAUCCACAAGUGAUUCUAACAUCCACACUGCAUGCCGCAACAGCAGCAAUAACCGAUUUCAGUGACCAAGCCACAACAGCUUAUACCGAGUCUCCCAUUGAAGACUCAGUCCAAGCAGGUACUGUUAGUGGCUCAACUCCAGUGGACCACACAGCCGAUGCGGGAGUGACCCAAGUAUCCACUAAUGCCAUUUCAACUCUCUCAGAAACUACUCUUGAGACUACCGUUCCUCAAACACAUGGAUCAACAGAAGUAGUUAUUGUGGAAAACCCAGACUCUGGUACCUCAACUACUAUCCCGAACUCUUGGUCCGCAGCAGAAUCCACACACACUGAGUUAACAACAGUUUCCUCUGCAUUAGAGACAUUCACCCCAAAUUCAGCACCAUCUGAUUUGCCCACACCAGCGGUUUCUUAUUUGGAGACAGGUGCUGGGACAACUCUGGAUUUAACAGCAAAACAGACAAGGAAGGAAAGGACAUUUAAAACAACAGACAGCGGGGUGUCAACGCUGUCUACGGUAGACAGUACUUCCAUUGCACACAUAAUCAGCCCAUCAGUACCACUUACUCCAUCUAAAGAUUCUGCUAGUCAGACUAUUUCAAGUUUACGAAAUUUGGUGAACACUACACUCCAGUCUGAGGGAAACAUCAACAGCCAAACAGCAGCACUGCUUUUCAAUUCGACGGCUGCAUUGGCAGACUACAGCACAGUAGAUGCAGAUGAUGGCAGUGUAUUGGCUGCCUCAGCGAAGGUCUACAUUGAGCUGGCUAGCCUUCUUGUCAAGUCGUUUGAUAAUUACAGCGUGGAGGAGGCCACUGAAGUGGUUGCAGUAAGGUUUUGGGAUUGCGGAAUGAAUUGGCACUGGUCACUCACUAAAACCAGUCCUAAAAAAUUGUGAUCAUGCGACCCCGACUUCUCAGGACUGUCAAAGUGCAUGUAGGAAUAAACCUUAAUCCCCUCUGACCUAAAAGUCUACUUUUCUUACUUUAUACCCUCCAUUUUUAUAUUUCCAUUUAUAAUGAAAUUCACGGAUUAAAAUGUUACAUUCAGGAUUCUUUCCUCAUCAGACAUUGUGAGCCUCAGCCCGACUAAACUGUAACAAUUAGCCUACAACUCCUCACUGAACUAAAUGAAGGCACAGAAUAGUAGUAAAAUGAAAUAAUUUCCUAAUCUCCAUUGUGAAUCCGAUAAGAAUACAGGAAUCAACAGCUUUACACUACAUAUCAGAAAAACCUGUCCUGUAAUAUGCCAGACCCUUCCCGACCCCAUAUCAGAAACACUUCUGAUUUCCAGCUAUGUACCAUUUCCAACUGUUUAUCCCACCAGGCCUCUCUGAAUGUGGUCGACAACUUAGUGAACCCUAAGAAUACAGAGAAAUGGUCAUCUGUAAGUGUACUUGUUGAUGCAUUUCUGCUAACAAAUAACAUAUUUAAAUGGAGUUAUUAUCUCUAUCAGUGCAAAUAAAUAUGUGCUGUACACUUAGCCCUGUCCAAGAACCUGUAAGGAGAGCAAAAUUUCAGACACAAAAAUAAUUUUGGGAUGUAAAAGUACAGUUCAAUAAUUUGUUGUACUCUCUGUUGCAGCCAGUCAAGCAUUAGUUGUGCUUUUGUCUGUAAAAGUUAUGAAAUGUCUACAGUGGCUGCUGGUUAAAUCAUGCCACCGAUUUAUUGGCCAAAGAAAUAUGAACAUUUUGACAAAAAUUCAUUUAAAAAAUUGGGAUAGACAGGGAGUGAGUGCACAUUCUUACUCUCUUUCAGGUUGGGUCAGAUGUAGUA
This is a messenger RNA of Acanthaster planci (crown-of-thorns starfish), 4337 nucleotides long. RefSeq lists its product as uncharacterized. NCBI's taxonomy places the organism in Eukaryota, Metazoa, Echinodermata, Asteroidea, Valvatida, Acanthasteridae. The record is from RefSeq and is a predicted model, not a curated record.